Molecule: messenger RNA, 1554 nt
Organism: Monosiga brevicollis MX1
Lineage: Eukaryota; Choanoflagellata; Craspedida; Salpingoecidae
Exons: 18
Coding region: 1-1554 (517 amino acids)
Biological process (GO): peptidyl-arginine methylation
Cellular component (GO): nucleus
Molecular function (GO): protein-arginine N-methyltransferase activity
Source: RefSeq, a predicted model, not a curated record
AUGGCACAGAACACGGAGGAGGAGACCUGGGAUGACUGGGAGGAGGCUGAGCAGCCCGCCAUCUGCCCACUGGAUCAGGAGCGUUUGCCCAGCGCAGAGGCAUGCAUUCAGUACCUGCGCACAAAGCAUGACUGUGAUUUGAUGAAAAUCGCGGCAGAACAUGCACUCGACCACUAUGGCUGCAUUCGCCUCAUUAAUUUCAUGCGCAAGCAUCAGCGCAUUCCGGCCAGCCGUGAUGAGUAUGCGACAGACGAUGCCUACCUCCAGCCCGUCAUGCCUGAAGAUGCUCUCCUGCAAUAUGAUUUUUUUCCGGAGGAGUGGUCCGACGAUGAGGAAAAUGAAGCUCCUCAAAGCGCCGCUGCGCCAAGCUCCAACGUGCCCAUGCAGACACCGGCACCGCUGCUGGCCGAUGCUUCAAACCUGUCCACGGAAGAACUGCGCCAGCUUGUUGCAGAGCUUCAGACCGUUGUUCGCGAACAAUCGGCCCUACCUGCCUCAGAUCUUCAGGCCGUGCGGCAAGAGGUGGUCGCCACCCCUCAGGAAGAGGAUCAAGGAGAUGGAUCCAACGACUCAGAAGGCUACUUUGCCGGUUAUGCCCGAGUGGACAUUCACGAGGAAAUGCUCCGUGAUGUCGUGCGCACCGAGUCCUAUCGGGACUACAUUCUCAACAACCCCUCCAUUUUUCAAGACAAGGUGGUCCUUGAUGUGGGUUGCGGCUCGGGCAUCUUGAGCAUGUUUGCUGCCAAGGCGGGUGCAAAGCAUGUCUAUGCUGUCGACAACAGUAGCAUCGUCCACGACGCGCGCGCCAUUGUGUUUGAAAAUGGCUUGUCUGAUAAGAUCACGGUGCUACAUGGCAAGGUUGAGGAAGUUGCCCUCCCGCCCGAAGGUGUUGAUGUGAUCGUGAGCGAGUGGAUGGGCUACUUUUUGCUGUUUGAGUCCAUGCUCGACUCAGUCUUGUGUGCGCGUGAUCGCUGUCUGCGGCCCGGAGGUGUCAUGGCUCCGGAUCAGAGUAGCAUGUAUCUGGCAGCACUGGAUGAUGCUUGCGGCGCCUCCAACAAGCUUGGUUAUUGGAAUGACGUUUACGGAUUUCGGAUGCCAAGCCUCCAACGCCGUGUUCUGCGAGACGCCUGGGUGACCGUUGUGCCCAACGAAAGUGUUGUGAGCAACCGCCACGUUUUUCAGAGCUUGGACAUGAACAAGUGCAGCAUUCAGGACCUGACCUUUGCUCGCCCAUUUACUCUAGUCAUGAACAAGGCUACCCGUGUUACGGCUUUGCUUAGCUAUUUCGAUAUUGUUUUUGACAACAACGGCGAACAAUCGGUGUAUUUCUCAACUGGACCAGAGGCCAUUCCAACCCACUGGCAGCAAACCGUUUUCUUGUUGGAAAACCCCGUGGAGGUGUCACAGGGCGACCAUAUCGAAGGCAAUAUUACCGUGGCUCGCGCCGAGGAUCACGAUGAAUCUCGAACCCUCACGGCCACAAUCGAGUAUCACGUGAAGCAGCAAAGCAAUGGCGAAAGCGGGGCUACCUUCUCGCAGACUUGGCGCAUCUGA